Molecule: messenger RNA, 1403 nt
Organism: Magnolia sinica
Lineage: Eukaryota; Viridiplantae; Streptophyta; Magnoliopsida; Magnoliales; Magnoliaceae
Product: NADH--cytochrome b5 reductase 1-like
Exons: 9
Coding region: 247-1080 (277 amino acids)
Biological process (GO): electron transport chain
Molecular function (GO): cytochrome-b5 reductase activity, acting on NAD(P)H
Source: RefSeq, a predicted model, not a curated record
AGAUAUCAUCUCCAAUUUCCAAGCAGACCUUCAGAGCAGAAUGGCCCACCAUAGAUGAUGGGUGGUAGGUAGACCAGAUCCCUUGCUUCCAACCUUCCUUCUUUUCUUCUAUUUUAGCCUUUUGGCAUCAGAAGAAGUGGAAGAAGAAGAAGAAGCUAAAAGAGGAGAAGAGAGAUUUUAGGGAGUUUGGAAAUCCCCUUUAAAUUCUCAUUCUUCAAUACAUUUUGGGUCUGUUUCGAUUACCAAAUGGAGUUGUUACAGACCCCCAAUCUUAAGAUUUUGGGUCUUAUUGUAGCUGUCGCCGCCAUCACUGUAGUUGCAGCUUAUCUCCAUCUAACCAAGAAACGAAAGGGCUGUUUGGAUCCUGAAAACUUCAAAGAUUUCAAACUCGUGAAGCGUACGCAACUCAGUCAUAAUGUGGCUAAGUUUCGAUUUGCCCUUCCUACACCUACUUCGGUCUUGGGUCUUCCAAUCGGUCAACAUAUAAGUUGCAGGGGAAAGGAUAGUGUUGGCGAAGAAGUUAUUAAACCCUAUACACCAACUACUCUAGAUUCGGAUGUUGGAUAUUUUGAACUUGUUAUAAAGAUGUAUCUGCAAGGAAGAAUGUCCCACCAUUUCCGUGAGAUUCGUGUUGGUGAUUACUUGUCUGUAAAGGGACCUAAGGGGCGUUUCAAAUAUCAAGCUAACCAAGUCAAAGCAUUUGGGAUGCUUGCUGGAGGAUCCGGCAUUACUCCAAUGUUCCAAGUUGCUCGAGCCAUCUUGGAGAACCCAAAAGACAAGACAAAGGUGCACCUCAUUUACGCCAAUGUCACAUUCGAGGACAUUCUUCUGAAGGAAGAGCUGGAUGGCCUUGCUAAUAACUACCCCGAUCGCUUCAAAGUCUACUAUGUUCUGAAUCAGCCUCCUGAAGUAUGGAAUGGCGGCAUAGGCUUCGUGUCAAAGGAAAUGAUUCAAACUCACUGCCCAGCGCCAGCACCAGACAUCCAGAUAUUGAGGUGCGGCCCACCGCCAAUGAACAAGGCCAUGGCUGCUCACCUUGAUGCACUGGGCUAUACCCAAGAGAUGCAGUUCCAGUUCUGAGCUUGCAUGCUAAAUUUCAGAGAAGGUCAACAAAAGAUGGUGACAGGGGACGGGUCUAAGUAGAGACCAUCAGGUGGCAUGUGCAAUAGAGAGUGAGAGAUCCGUCUUCAUAACAUUGUUUCCAGUUUGUACUGUCUUUAAUGAGUACAUGAGUUUCCAAAUUCCAAUCCAUCGCUAGGUACUACAUUACUAGCCAAUGACGUAUUACACAGCGGUCGACCUGAGAAUGUGUACUAUUUACUCGGGCCAUUUUGCACCCAAGGGACCCAUGGUUCAGUAUCCAAACCUUUGAUGGUGAUGGGCCAUUAGGAUAUCCCAUUAUA